Messenger RNA from Dryobates pubescens (Downy woodpecker), 774 nucleotides. It is a transcript of the gene CCDC172, whose product is annotated as coiled-coil domain containing 172. NCBI's taxonomy places the organism in Eukaryota, Metazoa, Chordata, Aves, Piciformes, Picidae. The record is from RefSeq and is a predicted model, not a curated record. Bases 1 to 774 code for a protein of 257 amino acids. Gene Ontology annotation, cellular component: cytoplasm. The transcript is spliced from 8 exons.
AUGAACCUGGAUGCUUUGUUCAAGCAAAUACAGUUCACAGAGAAGCAGGCCAGGGAGAAAAGGUCCCUUAUCCAACAAGCUAAAUUCAACAUAAAUAGAAGUUAUGAAAAAAUUAACCAAAUAAAAGAGGAGCUGAGCACUGCAAAAAUGGAAUUGGAAAGUAAGGUUCAACAUCUGUCUGAGAAACAGCUCUGCCUAGAAACUCUGAAGAAACGUGAAGACAGCUUAGAAAAACAGAAAGCUGAACUUAUGAAUCAAAAAAGUAGUCUUCUUAAAAUUUUGGCAGAUGCAAAGAGAAAAAUGACCGAAGAGGAAGAUAAUUUUACUAGAGAAGUAACAGAGUUUAACAAUGAGUAUGGACUAACAAGUAACAGAGAUCUUCUGGUUAAAAAAAAGGUCAAGACUGAAUUAAAUGAAUUAGAGACCGAGGCAGCCCUGUUGAAAAAUGAAAUGGAAUCAAUGGAACAUAAAAAUGUUCAGUUAAAUGCACUCCAGCUUCAGAAGAAUGAAUUAAAGCAGGAUUUGUGUACUCUCCAAAGUGAACUCAAAGACCUUGAGAAAGUAAUCAGGGAGGCUGCAAAAAUGACAAAGGAUUUAGAAACAGAAAAAGUCCAAGUUGCUGAAAAACCUCAGACUGAUCCUGAAUGUUUGAGGCUUAAGAAAGAACUGGAAAAUUGCAAAGAUGAUGACUGGGAAAGUAUCUGUGAGACUCUUCGGACUGAAAUUGAAAUUCUGCAAAUGAAUCUAUCACAAAAAAAGUCUUCAGGCAAGUGA